Acanthosepion pharaonis is the source of this 1830-nucleotide messenger RNA. The record is from the annotation of a GenBank genome assembly. Lineage: Eukaryota; Metazoa; Mollusca; Cephalopoda; Sepiida; Sepiidae.
AUGCGUACCCCUAUCUCUCACACUUCCCUCUCUCUCUCUAUCUCUCUCACUCUCUCUCAUUCCCUUCCUAUCUCUCUCUCUCUCUAUCUCUCUCACUCUCUCUAUCUAUCUAUAUCAUUCCCUCUCUAUCUCUCUCUAUCUCUCUCUCACUCUCUCUCUCUAUCUCUCAUACACACAUGCGUACCAUCUCUCCACUAUCUAUCUAUCUAUCUAUCUAUCUAUCUAUCUAUCUAUCUAUCUAUCUAUCUAUCUAUCUCCUUCCUAUCUCUCUCUCCUUUGAUCUAUCUAUCUAUCUAUCUAUCUAUCUAUCUAUCUAUCUAUCUAUCUCACUCUCCUUCCUAUCUCUCUCUCCUUCCCAUCUCUCUCUCCCUCCUUCCUUCCUAUCUAUCUAUCUAUCUAUCUAUCUAUCUAUCUAUCUAUCUAUCUAUCUAUAUCACUCUCCUUCCUAUCUCUCUCUCCUUCCUAUCAAUCUAUCUCUCUCUACUCCCUAUCCAUCAUCCAUCUCUCUAUCUAUCUUAUCAAUCUCUCUCUCUCUCUAACUUAUCCACCUCUCUCUCUAUCUCUCUCUUAUCCAUCUCUCUCUCUCUCCCCUAUCCAGCCUGCGUCUCUCUUUCGAUCUCUCUCUCUCAUCCUCUAUCUCUUUCUCAUCCUCUCUCUCAUCCUCGAUCUCACUCUCUCUCGCUCUCACUCUUUCUCGCUCUCAUACUCUCCCUCUCGCUCUCUCUCUCUCUCAUCCUCGCUCUCUCAUCCUUUCACUCUCUCUUUCAUCCUCUCACUCUCUCAUCCACUUUCUCAUCAUCUUAUCCUAUUUCUCAAUUUCUCUCUGGUUUUCAUCUUCUCUCACUCGUUCUCAUCUCUCUCUCAUUAUCUCUCGCUCUCAUUAUAUCUAGCUCUCUCUCUCUCAUCCUCUCUCUCUUAUCCUCUCUCUCUGGCUCUCGCUCUUACCCUCUUUCGCAUUCCCUAUCUCUCACUCUCGUUCUCUCUCUCUAUCGCCUUCUCUCCCUCUCUCACCCUCACGGUCUCUCGCUCUCGCUGUCUAUCACGCACACAGGUCCAACAAUAUACGAAUUCUUUUAUGGUAUAUCUUUCGAACAGGGUUCUUGUACCUCUUCUUCUUUUUCUACCUCUUCUUCUCCUGUUUCUACCUCUUCUUUUUCUAUCUCUUUUUUUCUACUACUUUUUUCUACUUCUUUUUCUACCUCUUCUUCUUUUUCUACCUCUUCUUUUUUCUACUCUUCUUCUUCUACCUCUUCUUUUUUACCUCUUCCUUUUUUCUACUUCUUUUUUUUCUACCUCUUUUUCUACCUCUUCUUUUUUUCUACCUUUUCUUUAUUUCUACCUCUUCUUUUUUUUACCUCUUCUUCCUAUACUACUUCUCAUUUUCUUCAUGUCAUUACCACCAUAUUUCUACCUCUGGGUGAGGAAAGGCUCAGUCGUAAAGACAGUUCAUAUCUCGCGAAGAAGCAGGUUAUUCCACUGUUUAUUUUCCUUUUCUUAUUUCUUUUUCUUCUCUUCUUUCCUCUUUACUCUUCUCUUUUCUCACUUUUCUUUCUUUCUCUUAUUUCUCUUUUCUUUCUCUUUUUCUCUUUCUCUUCUCUCCUCCUCUUUAUCUUUUUCUUUCUCACCUCCUAUUUUUCUCCUCUUUCUCUUCUCUUUCUCUUCUCUUUCUCUCCUCCUCCUCUCUUUCUCUCCUCCUCUUCUCUUUCUCUUCUUCUCUUCACUUUCUCUCUUCCUCUUCACUUCUCUUUCUCUCCUCCUCUUCAUUUCUCUUUGCUUCUUUUCUCACUCAUUAAGCCUUCUUUCACUCACUUUUCCAUGUUCUCCCCAUAA